Messenger RNA from Bathycoccus prasinos, 666 nucleotides. RefSeq lists its product with no specific name. The record is from RefSeq and is a predicted model, not a curated record. Lineage: Eukaryota; Viridiplantae; Chlorophyta; Mamiellophyceae; Mamiellales; Bathycoccaceae. The coding region runs from base 1 to 666 and encodes 221 amino acids. Gene Ontology annotation, cellular component: chloroplast. The transcript has a single exon.
AUGCCAUCACUCUCCCAAACAGGAACAACCUUCUCCGCCUCCUUUUCUUCCUCCUCCUCCUCCUCGCUUCUUAAAUGUAAAGGUCUUCAUCAUCGUCGUCGUCUCUCUUCUCCUCGUUGCGUCGUUUUCUUCGGUGUUCCCAGGACGAGUCGUUUACGUCGUAAACACACAAACACGAAUUGGAAAAACAAAGCGGCGACGUUCAGGUCGUCGAAAAACGAAUCAUUCUUCUUCAACGACGACGAAAACGAAAACGAAAGCGAGACGAACGAGAAUACCAACGAGGAGAAUGUCGAGGACGACGACUUUGAAGCGAAAGUCGUCGCCGAGAACGAGACGUUCUUCUUUGAAGAAGCGUCUUCUUCGUCCGUGCCGAGUCCGGCAGACUUGAAUGAACUUAAUUUGCUACAAAAGGCGAACACAUCUUCCUCCUCCUCCUCGGCCUCCUCGGUGUGGUCACAGAAGCCAUUUUGGUGCCAACCGUGGACGAUUGUACUUUUUGGCGUCUUUUGCGUGUCCUUGCCGACGUUGGCGUUCGAUUGGAAGUUUGUGUCGGUCGCCGUGGCGGUUCCGAUAUCGGCGUGGUGGUACGUUUUUCUUGUAUUGUAUCCGAAGAGUUACGCGUCGUCGUCGUUCGAGGAGAAGGAGGAGGAUUUUGGACGAUGA